CCUUCGACAUUGCCUUUCACCUCCUCCAUAUAUUACUCUCCCCUCUCCUUUUUAUUCCCUCACAAGUCUCUCCAAACUUAACCAAAUUCAGCUACCAAACCACACCAUACUAAGCCAAACAACAACAAAAACAUAGAAAAAAACUCUCUAAAUUUACUUCUUUUUCCCCUCCUUUUCAUCGCCUUCUUGCUAAAUCAUCAAGAAUUGUGUACAAUUCAAUUCUUGAUAAUUUACAGAGAAAAUGGAGUCUACACCAGAAAAACUUUCUCCUUUUGAUUUUAUGGCAGCAAUCUUUAAAGGAGGAAAGAUAUUCGAUCAGCUAAACAAGUCAUCGGAUUCAAGUUCGUCGGCUUCAUUGACAACUUUGUUAAUGGAGAACAAAGAUUUGAUGAUGAUAUUGACAACAUCAGUGGCUGUUUUAAUCGGAUGUGCAGUUGUCUUAAUAUGGCGGCGCUCCACCUCGACAUCUGCUAAGAAGGUUGUGGACCCACCUAAGUUGGUUGUUCCUAAGUCGGUUAAAGAAACUGAAGAGAUUGAUGAUGGCAAGAAGAAAAUUACCAUCUUUUUUGGAACACAGACUGGUACAGCUGAAGGCUUCGCUAAGGCACUUGCUGAGGAAGCGAAGGCCAGAUAUGACAAGGCUACCUUUAAAGUGGUUGAUAUGGAUGAUUAUGCGGCUGAUGAUGAAGAGUAUGAAGAGAAAUUGAAGAAAGAAGCAUUUGCAUUCUUUUUCUUGGCGACAUAUGGAGAUGGUGAACCAACUGAUAACGCUGCCAGAUUCUAUAAAUGGUUUGUAGAGGGAAAAGAGAGGGGUGACUACUUUAAAAAUCUUCAGUAUGGAGUAUUUGGGCUUGGAAACAGACAAUACGAGCAUUUCAACAAGAUUGCUAAAGUUGUGGAUGAACUUCUGGCUGAGCAAGGUGGAAAGAGGCUGGUUCCAGUGGGUCUUGGAGACGAUGACCAAUGCAUUGAAGAUGAUUUUUCUGCAUGGCGUGAUUUAGUGUGGCCUGAAUUGGAUAAGGUGCUUCUUGAUGGGGAUGAUGCAACUGCUGCAACUCCAUAUACUGCUGCAGUUUUGGAAUAUAGGGUUGUUAUCCAUGAAAAGUCAAGCUUUGACAACGACUUGACUAACGCAAAUGGUCAUUCAAAUGGACAUGUCGUCGUUGAUGCUCAACAUCCUUGCAGAGCUAAUGUCGCUGUAAGGAAGGAGCUUCAUACUCCUGCUUCUGAUCGUUCUUGUACUCAUCUGGAGUUUGACAUUUCUGGCACCGGACUUGCGUAUGAAACUGGUGAUCAUGUUGGUGUGUACUGUGAAAAUUUUAUUGAAACCGUGGAGGAAGCUGAAAGGUUACUAAACAUAUCACCGGACACUUUCUUUUCCAUUCACACUGAUAAAGAGGAUGGCACACCACUUGGUGGAAGCUCAUUACCAUCUCCCUUCCCUCCUUGCACUUUGAGAACAGCAUUGACUCGGUAUGCUGAUCUUUUGAGUUCUCCUAAAAAGUCUGCUUUACUUGCUUUAGCCGCAUGUGCUUCUGAUCCAAAUGAAGCUGAUCGAUUAAGAAAUCUCGCGUCACCUGCUGGAAAGGAAGAAUAUGCUCAGUGGAUAGUUGCAAUUCAGAGAAGCCUUCUUGAAGUCAUGGCUGAAUUUCCUUCAGCCAAGCCUUCAGUCGGUGUUUUCUUUGCUUCUGUUGCUCCUCGCCUACAACCGAGAUUCUACUCCAUCUCAUCAUCUCCUAGGAUGGCACCAUCGAGAAUUCAUGUUACUUGUGCACUGGUUUACGACAAAAUGCCAACUGGACGAAUUCACAAGGGCGUCUGCUCAACAUGGAUGAAGAAUGCUAUUCCUCUACAAGAAAACCUUUCCUGCAGUACAGCACCUAUUUUUGUUCGACAAUCAAACUUUAAACUGCCAGCUGAUAACAAGGUUCCAAUCAUAAUGAUUGGCCCUGGCACUGGGUUGGCACCAUUUAGGGGUUUCCUCCAGGAAAGAUUAGCUUUGAAGAAGGAAGGAGCUGAGCUUGGUCCUGCUGUGCUAUUUUUUGGAUGCAGGAACCGCCAAAUGGACUACAUCUAUCAAGAUGAGUUAGACAAUUUCCUCGAGGCCGGUGCACUUUCUGAGCUAGUUGUUGCUUUCUCCCGUGAAGGACCUAACAAAGAAUACGUACAACAUAAGAUGACAGAGAAGGCUGCGGACAUCUGGAACCUGAUUUCUCAAGGAGGAUACGUAUAUGUCUGCGGUGAUGCUAAAGGCAUGGCUAGGGAUGUCCACCGGACUCUUCACACUAUUGCACAGGAUCAGGGAUCACUUGACAGCACCAAGGCUGAGGGCUUGGUGAAGAACUUGCAAACGACUGGAAGGUACCUGCGUGAUGUAUGGUGAUCGUCUCAUGGAUAUUACCUAUAUAUUAUGCAAGCCUAUUGUGAUUAGAGAAAUAUAUAGGAAAGGCGACAUGCAAAGAACAAUCAGCCUUUCUCAAUACGGAAAAGAAGUGUACGACUUCGUCGUCACAGCUCCAUGAUUGUAUGAUUCUUUUUUACUCUUGGAUGAAGGAUUUUUUGGUUCGUGUUAAUUCAUAUAUACAAUAGUAAGACCAAUAAUUAUGUUAGUAUUAAUUUUAGGCAAUAUUUAUUAUAGAGCUUGUAACUUCCCUACUGAACUAGCAAGAUGGUUCAGACUUCAGACGACAUUGUAUGCUGUUGAUUUUUGACAUUGAUUAAGAUCCAUCUUAAACAAAUGUUAAUUUCAACUUCCAAA
Lycium ferocissimum is the source of this 2758-nucleotide messenger RNA. RefSeq names its product NADPH--cytochrome P450 reductase-like. Gene Ontology annotation, molecular function: NADPH-hemoprotein reductase activity; flavin adenine dinucleotide binding; FMN binding. The record is from RefSeq and is a predicted model, not a curated record. Gene Ontology annotation, cellular component: cytosol. The transcript has 18 exons. Lineage: Eukaryota; Viridiplantae; Streptophyta; Magnoliopsida; Solanales; Solanaceae. The coding region runs from base 242 to 2383 and encodes 713 amino acids.